CGCGGGCUCCGGCAGCAGCGAGCGGGCUCUGAGUGCCGAGUGUGUGCCGUGGGCCGGCCGCAGCUGCCGGCUUUGGCGGCAGUCGGCAGCGCGUCCCGUCCCGUCCCGUCCGGUCCCGGCGCGAGAUGAGCAGCCCCGAUGCGGGCUACGCCAGCAGCGACGACCAGGUGCAGGGGCGGUGCUCGCUGCCCAUCAUGAUGCCGGCCAUGUGCCCGUGGGCGGCAGAGGCGCUGAGUCCGCUGGGCGAGGCGAAGGCGAAGGGCGGCGCGGCGGCGUCGGGGCCGUCGGGCGGCCGGAGCAAGGGCGAGGCGCGGAUCCGGCGUCCCAUGAACGCCUUCAUGGUGUGGGCGAAGGACGAGCGCAAGCGGCUGGCGCAGCAAAACCCGGACCUGCACAACGCCGAGCUCAGCAAGAUGCUGGGUAAAUCGUGGAAGGCGCUGUCGCUGGCGGAGAAGCGUCCGUUCGUGGAGGAGGCGGAGCGGCUGCGGGUGCAGCACAUGCAGGACCACCCGAACUACAAGUACCGGCCGCGGCGGCGGAAGCAGGUGAAGCGCCUGAAGCGGGUGGAGAGCGGCUUCCUGCAGCACGGCCUGGCCGAGGCGGCGGCGGCGGGGCCCGGUCUGGGCAGCGAGGUGUCCGGCGGCGUCGGCGGCAGGAUGUGCGUGGAGGGCCUGGGACUGGCAUACGGCGAGCAGGGCUACGCGGCGGCGGCGGGCGCGGGCCACUACCGGGACUGUCCGCCGCUGGGCGCCGCGUUCGACGGCUACGGCCUGCCGACACCGGACCCGUCGCCGCUGGACGCGGCGGAGAGCGAGGCGUCCUUCUUCGCGGCGGGGCUGCAGGAGGAGUGCGCGCUGGUGCCCUACGGCUACGGCCCGCACCCGGCGGCCGCCGAGUACCCGGCGGCGGCGGCGGCGGCGUCCGAGAGCCCGUCGGGCGGGUCGCUGCGGCGGCACCUGCCGCCCGGAGAGGCGCUGGGCGCGGGCGGGUCGCUGCAGGGGCUGCUGGGCUGCCCGGCGCCGCUGCACGCCUACUACGGGCAGUGCCAGCCGCCGGGAGCGGGGCGCGGCCCGCUGCCGCCGCCGCCGGGGGCCGCGGGGCAGCCGUCGCCGCCGCCGGAGUCGGCGCCGUGCCGGGAGCAGCUGGAGCAGCUGCGGCCGGAGGAGCUGCUGGGCGAGGUGGACCGCACGGAGUUCGAGCAGUACCUGCGCUUCGCCUGCAAGCCCGAGCUGGGGCUGCCCUACGGCGGCCACGACGCGGGCGCGCUGUCGGCGCCCGAGGUGGCGGCUCCCAUCUCGUCGGCCGUGUCGGACGCCAGCAGCGCCGUCUACUACUGCGGCUACCCCGACUUGUGAGGGGCUCGCUGGGGCUCGGCACGGACACUGGCAUGGAGGCGCCCAGCCCCGCUCCUAUUUAUGUAAUUUAUUUGAAUCUUGAGAACUGACAGGGUAUCUGUGACCUACUCGAGGUUUAAAAGGUGAUGUGACAGCAUCUCGCUGUCUAGGUGGUGCAGGUUUUACCAUCACUGUCCGACAGUUACAUCUAAAAUUGUUGCUGUGGUGGAAUGAUGAUACUAGGGGCACACAGAGAUUAUAAUUUCUGUGAUCUUGUUAGAGAUCCACAUGCUUUUGUAUGUUUUACAAAGUGCUAUGUUUUAUAUGAUGGAUUUGUACAGAAUGAUUUUGCACUUUUACAAUAAAGGGAAAAUAAUAAAACUGGUCUCUGGUAA
This is a messenger RNA of Haemorhous mexicanus (house finch), 1729 nucleotides long. Its product is annotated as transcription factor SOX-17-like. The record is from RefSeq and is a predicted model, not a curated record. Lineage: Eukaryota; Metazoa; Chordata; Aves; Passeriformes; Fringillidae. Gene Ontology annotation, biological process: heart development; anatomical structure morphogenesis; positive regulation of transcription by RNA polymerase II. The transcript is spliced from 2 exons. The coding region runs from base 126 to 1355 and encodes 409 amino acids. Gene Ontology annotation, molecular function: DNA-binding transcription activator activity, RNA polymerase II-specific; RNA polymerase II cis-regulatory region sequence-specific DNA binding.